This is a messenger RNA of Zootoca vivipara (common lizard), 5372 nucleotides long. The record is from RefSeq and is a predicted model, not a curated record. Lineage: Eukaryota; Metazoa; Chordata; Lepidosauria; Squamata; Lacertidae.
GGAGAGGACCGGGCGUCGUCCUCCCCUCCUCACGGAACAAGCGUGUACGGCGGCAACGGCUCCGUACGAUGCACGUUAAGAUGGAGGGGGGACGGGGGGGAGGAACGUCCGCAGGGACCCGGCAGGAAAUGGUGUUCGUGUAGGCGCAGAGGCGAAACGCCAGCUUCGGGGGCUGCGUCUCUGUGUGGUGGUGGCGCGUGCACGCACGUGCGAACGGGCAGCUGUGAGAGGGUGGGGUGGCAGGCACCGCCCGGCACCCAGCCUCUGAGACUCUGUAGCAGGGGUGCCAACUGGAAUACAAUAUUCGAGGAAGCCCCGCCCUGCAUUAUCGAUCGCUUGACGAGGUGGACCCACAUCAUUUGAAUGGCAAUGCCCAUCAACUUUGGGGGUGGGGUGGGGGAGGCGGGGAAUCAAAUAUUUUAUGGGACCUCUGCCCCUAGGAGUUGGCGCCUGUUUUCUGUAGGGUGGAGUUGGGAAAAGGAAAUGGAAGAUAUCAGGGGGACAGGAGUGUGGUAGAGGCAUUAGCAAAGGAAAUUGUAAGGUGGCUUUCGUUGACUUCCCAACCUUGUUUUUUUUAGUGUGGCACGAGUUUUAGGAGAGUAGUUUCCUGCACCUGUCUGUACACAUUUUUUAUACAUGUUUGUGUAUGUUGUUCACAAAGCUUGUGUGCAUGUGUGGACGUUUAUUGCGUGGCAAACAGCAGCAUCAAAUACAGGCACUCUCAAAUGAUGAUGAAGCUCUUAUUAACAGAAAGUUGCCAAAAGAACUCCUUUUAAGAAUAUUUUCCUUCUUGGAUGUAAUUACCUUGUGUCGAUGCGCACAAGUUUCUAAGUCUUGGAAUGUGUUGGCCCUGGAUGGGAGUAACUGGCAAAGAAUAGACCUUUUUAACUUUCAGACAGAUGUAGAGGGCCGGGUCUUAGAAAAUAUUUCCAAAAGAUGUGGUGGGUUCCUGAGACAACUGAGUCUGAGAGGCUGUCUGGGGGUUGGAGAUACUUCUUUAAAAACAUUUGCACAGAACUGUAGAAACAUUGAACAUUUGAACCUUAACGGAUGCACAAAAAUUACUGAUAGCACUUGCUUUAGCCUUAGCAAAUUUUGCCCCAGGCUAAAACAUCUGGAUCUGACAUCUUGUAUUUCCAUCACAAACAACUCUUUGAGAAGUUUAAGUGAGGGAUGCCAAAAUCUGGAACUCUUGAAUCUUUCCUGGUGUGAUCAGAUUACAAAAGAUGGCAUUGAAGCACUGGUGAAAGGGUGCAGCGGAUUAAAAGCACUAUUUCUUAGAGGAUGCACACAGCUGGUAGAUGAGGCGCUUCACCACAUUGAGACUCAUUGCCAUGAACUGGUUAUCUUAAACUUGCAGUCAUGCAUGCAAAUAUCGGAUGAAGGCAUAGCAGGUAUCUGUAGAGGAUGUCACCAACUCCAGUCGCUUUGUGUUUCUGGUUGUACAAACCUUACAGAUGCUUCUCUCGUAGCACUUGGUCUGAACUGUCCAAGACUGAAGAUUCUGGAGGCUGCAAGGUGUUCCCAUCUCACUGAUGCUGGUUUUGCACUUCUAGCACGGAAUUGCCAUGAACUAGAAAAGAUGGACCUAGAAGAAUGUGUUCUGAUAACAGAUAGCACAUUGAUACAACUUUCCAUUCAUUGCCCUAAACUGCAAGCAUUGAGCUUGUCCCACUGUGAACUGAUCACGGAUGAUGGGAUUCUGCAUCUGAGCAGCAGCACAUGUGGACAUGAAAGACUUCAAGUGCUCGAAUUAGACAACUGCCUUCUAAUCACCGACGUGACCCUAGAACAUCUUGAAAAUUGCCACAACUUAGAAAGAAUUGAAUUAUAUGACUGUCAGCAAGUCACCCGUGCAGGCAUCAAAAGAAUAAGAGCUCAUCUACCAGAUGUGAAAGUUCAUGCUUACUUUGCUCCAGUAACUCCGCCUCCUUCUGUAGGAGGCACUCGCCAACAACUCUGCCGAUGCUGCGUUAUUCUUUAGCAGGUAAAGAGUGGCACUGAAGAUGUUGGAUGAAUGACUGGGAGCAACCAUGGUUAAGCUAUAAAACAAUGUGUUGUUGUUUUUCCCAACCAUCCAAUUCUGCAUUGGUCAUAAUUCCAAUGCUAACUUGCACCUCCGUGGCUUAAGUAUUAAGAUCAUCGGGGAAAACCUUUAGCACAUGUAACCAAAAAUGUAUUUAACUGUUGGCACAGUUGCUCUACAAAUCCUGAACAGGCCAUAGUUCUAUAACUUGCCUUCAAACAAAGGCAAAUGUAUCCUGUUGAACAAAACACUUCUCUGGAAUGGUAUGCAGGAAGCACCCAGAAGAUAGUGGCUUAUCACACUCCCCAGUGCCCCAGAGCAGGCAGUGUCAUGUGAUACACAGAGUUGAACUUCAGCCUUCAUAUAACAUCAAGCAUGGAACAGGUAUAGCCACAGCUGCAAAGGAACUUCUUUGUUCAAUGGAAUGUAAUUAUAAACAAGUGUGUAUAGCUGAUGCCCCGUAAAUUGUCCUGGAUCUCUGCUCCAGUGUACUGUACAAAGUUUGUUGGGUUUUUUUGGGGGGGGGAUCCUGAAGGGAAAAUAAUGCAUUGAAAGGAACCAAGUAAAUUGAGUAAAAAAUCCAAGAAAGGAAUCAAAGCAAUAUAAAAUCCAAAACAAUGAAAAAAGGCAAGGUUGAGAAGAAAAAUGAAAUAGACCAAACACAUGUAAAAGUUGCCAAAUUUUAUUCAGCGCCGGGGGGAAAAACCUGUCUGCCUAGCUGGGAAGACUUAUCCCCCAGCAAGGAUCUUCAUGUGAUCCUGCCUAUCCAGUCAGAGGAGAGGAACCACCCAAGCGUAAGGACUGUGCUCCAGGAGCUGCAAAGGAACCAUCAGGCUUUACCUUUCCCAUGCUUGAUCCCAUAUGACAUCAGGUGCCCCAUGAAGGGUGAAAGCAGCUCAAGAGACUGUCUGCAAGUCUCUUUAUGGGCACUUUUCCAAGAUGUGUUGAAAGACUCUCCUCUUUUGGGUCUAGGGCAGGCAUCCCCAAACUGCGGCCCUCCAGAUGUUUUGGCCUACAACUCCCAUGAUCCCUAGUUAACAGGACCAGUGGUCGGGGAAGACGGGAACUGUAGUCCAAAACAUCUGGAGGGCCGAAGUUUGGGGAUGCCUGGUCUAGGGUCUGAGGCUCCUCUUCCUUCUCUACAGAGGAAUCCUUAGGACUCCCCUGGGAAGGAAGAAGAGUGAUCUCUCUGAUGAUUUUGUGCCUUUUCUUUUUAGGGUAUUAUCCCUAGAUCUGGAAUCAUAAGCGGACCUUGACAUCCCAGUCAUAGUCUUAGAGCAGGGGUAGGCAAUAUAAGGCCCGUGGGCCGGAUGCAGCCCAAUUGCCUUCUCAAUCUGGCCCGCGGACGGUCUGGGAAUCAGUAUGUUUUUACAUGAGUAGAAUGUCUUCAUUUAAAAUGCAUCUCUGGGUUAUUUGUGGGGCAUAGGAAUUUGUUCUCUCCCCCCCCCCAAAUAUAGUCUGGCCCACCACAUGGUCUGAGGGACGGUGGACUGGCCCACAGCUGAAAAAGGUUGCUGACCCCUGGUCCUAGAGAAUCACCAGAUUUUCCAGGUCCAAAUUCUUCCAGUGAGGUUCGCUUUUUGGCAUUGUUCAGAAAGCUGGUCAGUGCUGAUUGAUCAACACCCUUGCAAGGUAGGGCGGCUGCAGGAGUAGCAGAAAAUUUUUAUUCCUUUCCAGAAAAGACCUUGGACAGGUUCAAAUUUCCCAUUGAUGAUGGCCCAAAAGUAGUGCUAUUGUUGGAGGCAGUGGUCCUCUGGGAUGGGGAUACCUCUUUGAAGGAUUAGGCAAGCAAUGUUCAGAGCCAGUGUUAAAGACCGGCCAGCGGACUUCCUCCACAGCUUCUAUUUUGUCUUGUGCAUCCUUCCUUUGGGUGAAGGAUCUGUCGGCAGGAGACUGACAAUAGGCUACACAGAACUCAGAUUUGUCUGGUGACCUCUAGCCUUUGUAGCAGAUACUAGGCUUGUUGGUUUGCCAUUUAGACCUCUGAAGCUAACACAAUGGACAGUUGUACAAUCUGGUAUGUCUUUAAAGGGUCAGUGACUGGGGAGGAGGCCCUAAGGGAUGUGUUAAUCAAAAUUUAAGAAACUGGAUGUUCUUCAGAGGGGGAUCUCUUUCCUUCCUGGCCAUUUAUUGAGAGUCUUGCCUGGACUAGAAUAAGACAUGUUUUCUGUCUUUAUGCUGUUCAUUUCAGGUGGGGGGGAUUGCCUUGAUUUAUUUAACAAAAUUUAUAUACGACUAGAUUGAAAUAUUAAAAUUAUCAAUUAAAAGUUUAAAAUCCUAGAAUGUUCACUUGUAAUGUUCCUCCCUGAUCAGACAACUUAAGCAAGUCCUAGUGUUUUCUUGAUGCCUCCUGUAUGCCAUUAUUUGGAAUGAAAUGUUGGUUACUUACCAUGAAUGUUCUUUCCAGGGAUGUGCAGAAGGUAUCCAUGCCCACCAUAUUUAAGGGACAGCAGUAUGGUAUUUACCGUCUGUCAGCCUCAGCCUCUGUCUUGUGUCAUGCUGAUUUGGAGGGUAUGAUCAGUUUUCCUUUUAGGUGGUAAUAAUCUACUGUUUUAUGGAUGCCUCCUGCACCUUUCCCCGACACUCCAAUUUGCUAUAUUGGAGAAAUGCUAGAGGCUGUUUCCCAAGGGCAAUUGUAAGCCAGUUGCUAAAUCAAGUACUCCAAAGUUGUGAAAGGACUCUUGUAGGGCUCAAAAUAGGAAAGGCAUAUUGUCUAGUACUAGUUACGUGGGCUUUGCUGAAAAGGAAUAAGCAUUUAAGGUGGAGCAGAGCUUUUGUCUCAUGGGAAUCUUUCAUUACAACCCAUUGGGGGGGGGUUGGCAUUGGCGAAAGUGCGCCUUGGGUUACAACCUUUUUUGGUUUACAACUGGACCGGAUUAUGGUUGUAAACCAAGGCACCACUGUAUUAACAUAGCUAGUGUAUGCCCUGAACUCUUAUGUUCACAGUACACUGAAAAUUAAAGGAAUCAGUUCAUUUCAGCUAAGGGGGUAAUCAAAUUGAGGAAAAAAUGUAUGAUUGGAAAUGCACUGCAAAAACUAGGUACUGAUGUCUUAAGACUACUUUAGCUAGGUUAUGCCUUACAUUGAUUGCCAACAAUGGAAAAUGUAUUUCUUUUUCUGUUAAGAGAGGGAUAUUCUGCAGACUAUCUGUCUAUGGUAAUUUAAACUGUUACGGGGGGAAAUCUAAUAGCUUGCCAAACAAAAUUGUUUUGAUAUGUAUUCAACUCUUAAGAGGUAAAGUUUAUGAAAUUCCAGUUAUUAAAAAGGUACUUGCUCCAAGUGAAAAAAUUUGGUACACUAUUAAAUAAAGGCAACCCUAUUUAGGCUGGUUUCAGUCGCCGCCCCC